Molecule: messenger RNA, 1492 nt
Organism: Spodoptera litura
Lineage: Eukaryota; Metazoa; Arthropoda; Insecta; Lepidoptera; Noctuidae
Source: RefSeq, a predicted model, not a curated record
AUGCCUCCUCUACACGUAGACAGAUUUGUCUGCAGACGUCCGCAGACGCAUCCGCAGAUGAAUCUCUACGAGCCGUCCACACGUCGCCAGGUCGUUCAGUCUAUGUUGGUUCUCGUCAGAUGCAACACGUACGCACGCAGAAUGGAUAUAGAGACCGUUGCUGCCGCAGCUAUUUAUUUAUUUAGUACCUACAAGUAUUAUUUAAGCGUCUAUCGCAAUAGAGUUAUUAAAAAAAAAUGGAGAAGAAGAAGGUGGUGGAUGCUGACUAUACAUAGAAACCGAACAAAGAAUAGCAUGGAAAACCAGUUUGCAGAACUAUAUGCAGAGCCCUCUGGAGAAUUUAAUAAUUUUGUUCGAAUGUCUAGCAGCGAUUUUGAAUAUUUACUACAAAAGAUAUCUCCAACGAUUGCUAAAAAAGAUACAGAUUGGAGGGAUGCCAUUCCAGUGAAAGUGCGUUUGGCAGUAACAUUAAGAUAUUUAGCUACUGGUGAUAGCUAUAGAAGCUUGCAUUACCUGUUUAAAAUUUCAAGCCAAGUUAUAUCCAUUAUUGUUCCUGAAGUAUGUUUAGCGCUCAAUAACGUGUUAAAGGAUUUAGUGAAGAUACCUAACACUACGGAUGAAUGGCUUGCAAAGGCAAAAGGAUUUAAUUUUCCUCAUUGUAUUGGCGCUUUAGAUGGGAAACAUGUCAUGAUUCUACCGCCACCCAAUACCGCAACGGAGUACUUCAAUUAUAAAGGGCAUUUCAGUAUUGUACUCUUAGCACUAGUUGAUAGUGACUACUGCUUUAUGUUUGUAGAUAUAGGUUGCCCAGGGCGAAUUAGCGAUGGUGGAGUCUAUAAUCAAAGUGUUUUAAAGCAAAAAAUUGACACAAAUGUGAUCAACUUGCCUUCUCCUAGUUGCUUACCCAAUAGUAAUACAAGCUUACCCUAUGUAUUUUUAGCUGAUGCCGCAUUUGCAUUGAGUACACAUAUUAUGAAACCAUUUCCAGGGCAUCACGCUCUUGGUACUCCAGAGAGAUUAUUCAAUCAAAAGCUCUCUAGUUCGCGUGUAGCAGUCGAAAAUACUUUUGGUAUAAUGUCUAGCGUAUUCAGAAUUUUCAAAAAGCCUAUACCCUUGAAUAUCACUAAAGCAUCUUUAAUUACAAUGACAUGUGUCUUGUUACACAAUUUCUUAAGAAAAAGUAAAACAUCUCAACAUUUGUACAGUCCCCCAAAUUCAGAAGAUAAGUAUCUCAAUGGAGAAUUAAUCCAACCAGGGUCUUGGAGACAAAAUUACACGGGAACAUUCGAUCCACUGCAACCUAUACCUCGAAGAGCGCCUACAUGUGCAGUUGAAACGCGAUUAAAAUUUACCAGAUAUAUUAACGAGAAUAACCAUUAAUUCAAAAGUACCUAGUAAUCUAGUAGUAUCUAAAUACCUAUAAAUUUAAGAUAAGUAUAUAGAAAUGUAUGUUGUGUUGGCUACUCAAAUAAAUAAAUAAUCCAAAAAUAAA